UCGCCUGCCUCCGUACCCCUACUCACCGUUUCGGCCAAAACCAUUGCCUCGCUUAGCUUUCCCACCGAAAUCCUAGCGAUACAGUAGCGACAAGAGCUAGCUGAGAAGGUAACAACAGGAUCGCAGCGUACAAAAUCCUCCGAAACUCCUAUAUUUCUUCUCCAUCUCCGCUCCUACUCGAAACAAUCGAGAAAGCCCCUUAAAAGGGAGUUUGCGGGGGCAAACAUAUGUACGUGAACAAUGGCUUGUGAAAGAGAAAACGGCUUCCUUAGAGUUGCAGCAAGUGCUCGAGUUUCCUAAAUUUUCACUUCUCCGCUGAACUUCUACUCCUGAGGAAUGUUGAGGAGGAACAUUAGGCUGAGAAGAGAGUAUCUCUACCGGAAGAGCUUAGAGGGAAAGGAACGUGAGUACUAUGAGAAGAAGCGAAAGAUUAGGGAAGCCCUUGAAGAGGGAAAGCCAAUACCAACUGAGCUUAGGAAUGAGGAGGCAACACUUCGGCAAGAGAUUGAUCUUGAGGAUGAACAGACUGCAGUUCCAAGAUCUCUCAUUGAUGAUGAGUAUGCUAAUGCAACUGUAAAAGAUCCCAAAAUACUGCUAACCACUUCGCGCAGUCCAAGUGCUCCUCUUACUCAAUUUGUUAAGGAGCUAAAAAUUGUUUUCCCAAAUGCAACAAGGAUGAAUCGUGGUGGCCAGGUUAUCGCGGAAAUUGUUGAAGUUUGCCGUGCGCAUGAUUUCACCGAUGUGAUCUUAGUUCAUGAACACCGCGGUGAACCUGAUGGUUUGAUUGUCUGCCAUUUGCCCUUUGGUCCAACUGCUUAUUUUGAAUUGUUGAACGUGGUCACAAGGCAUGACAUUAAAGAUAAACAAGCUGUAGGGACAAUGUCCGAGGCUUAUCCCCAUCUAAUUCUUGAUAACUUCACAACUAAGCUUGGUCAAAGGACAGCAAAUAUUGUCAGGCAUCUUUUCCCAGUACCUAAGCCAGACACAAAGCGUAUUAUUACUUUUGCUAAUCGGUCUGAUUACAUUUCAUUCAGGCACCACGUUUAUGAGAAACGUGGUGGUCCUAAAUCAGUUGAAUUGAAGGAAGUUGGCCCUCGCUUUGAGCUUAGGCUUUUUCAGAUCAAGCUAGGGACGAUUGAUCAGAGCGAAGCUCAAAAUGAGUGGGUUAUAAGACCAUACAUGAACACUGCUAAAAAGAGGAAUUUGCUUGGAGAUUGAAUAAAAAUUUGGCUACCUUGCAGUUCUUAGCUUUUUAAUUUUUUCUCUAGAAUUUUCACUUAGUUUUUUUUUUUUUCAACUCAUUUUUACUUGUACUAUAAUGCAGAGAGAUUAUUUGAGCUCUUUAUUGGCAGCAUAUGUGUGCCUUUUAGGCAAUUUUGAGGUUUAUGCAAAAGACAGUUAACUGUUUCGACUGAAUGUUUGGGGGGAUAUAAUAUCUGCUUUCUUUUUUAUUGGAAUUUGACUUGUUUCUGUAUUUACAUUAUGUUAUAAUUUGAUUGUUUUGUUAUCGGUUUU
Molecule: messenger RNA, 1515 nt
Organism: Phalaenopsis equestris
Lineage: Eukaryota; Viridiplantae; Streptophyta; Magnoliopsida; Asparagales; Orchidaceae
Product: U3 small nucleolar ribonucleoprotein protein IMP4
Exons: 11
Coding region: 337-1218 (293 amino acids)
Biological process (GO): rRNA processing
Cellular component (GO): nucleolus; Mpp10 complex; small-subunit processome
Molecular function (GO): rRNA primary transcript binding; snoRNA binding
Source: RefSeq, a predicted model, not a curated record